UGAGUGGAGUUGCGCCAAUAUUUAAAGUUCUUGCGGACCGACCAGACAUUAAGACGUUUAACGAGCACAGGGCUUGGACUGCGAGAAGCAAGAGCAAAAAAACAUUGGCAAACACACUUGAUCGACGAUUAAGAGUUUUAUGAAAUAAUUAAAUAACUGUUCGCAGAAAACCGAAGAAUUCAAUUAAGCUGUCCGAUGGCAAAGGCGAGUGGUGCCCAACAGGGCGACCAAAAAUUGAUAGAAUUGUCGAAAGCUUGCCAGUAUGACGAAUCUGGAGGCCCAUUGGCAUUGCUGAACGUAAAUGAUAUCAGACAACCAGAUGCGUCAACAGUGUGCAAAUUCUACAGCAAAUAUUUGGGAGACAUUGGCAUCGAAAUUCCCGAGGUUGCUGAUCUGCCAGCCUACCAGAAUGUGCAACACCCAGAAAUUCACAGGACAAUGCUGCAGUAUGGAUUGCUGGCAAAAGCCAUGCAGUUCUUUUUGAACAAUAUCAACAGCAACGCUAUCUUCACCAUAACAGACGUAAUCAGUCCAACGCCGAAUCGGCACCGGGCAUUUCUCGCAGAGCUGCUCAAUGCUCAGAUAUUUGGCGAUUCAAUCCGCGAGCAGGUCUUGACUGCAGGUCAGAACUGGCAAAAGUCUGAAGAAAAAACUGCCAAGCUGCGAGAGGAGCUGGAAGGGCUGCAGAACCGUAAGUCGCAGCUUCUGGUGGAAAAAGGGCUGCGCGAGGACAAAGUAAAAAACUUUGAGAAAAGAAUGGAGUCAGCCAACCAGCAAUGCAAGAAACUCACCUCUGACAUGGGCGAGCACAGGCAAAGAGUGACAGAGCUGCAACAAGAGUUGGACGAACACAUUCAAAAGCACAUGCAGACUGCGCAGAGCAAAGAAUUUCACGCUACCAAUCUGAAAAAGCUGGAGUGCCAAAUUGUCAACUCGCCGCAGAGGGUGAAACAAGACCUGUCAAUGGCGUUGGCGUCUCUGAAUACAGUGACGGCCGAGGUGACCGAGAGGGAGUCCAUUUUGACCUCCAGGCAGAACACGGAACGUUUUCUCGCAGAGUACAUUCAAGUGCUGAAGGACGUGGAGGAGAGCGCCACCCAAAUGGGCGAACUGAAGAAGAUAAGUGUGCGCACUAUCACCAGGAUGAACGAACUGAUGAACGAGAGGACCAAGCUGAUGGCCGCCAAUGACAAGAUCAGCAAGGAGAAUGUUAACGCGUCCGAGAGGCUGAACGCUUUGCAGCAGAAAUUGGCCCAGAUCAGCCAGAGCAGGGACCGCCUGAUUGAUGAGAUGAUGAAAACCCUGCAAGAAUAUGAAGAUGAGGAGCAGAACAUGUUGAAUGAUCAAGAUGUGAUUGGCAAUGCCAUUCGGACCUAUGAAGUGGACAAGUUAGAUCUCAAUGCAGCACUCCUAAAUUUAGCUGAUUACGAGACUGAGGCUGUUCAUCUGUUGAAUGACUUACAUGUUUUGGGGACUGAGAAUGUUUAUGAAGAAGCAAAUGUUAUCAUGCUGCAGAAAUUUGAACAACUUAAGGACGAUUUUGGUAGAGAACCAAAGCAUCAUCAUGGCGGGGAUUUUGUUUGAAGACAUCUUCAGCGUGAAGGAUAUCGACCCAGGCGGCAAGAAAUUCGACAAAGUGUCCCGAUUCUUCUGCGAGGGCGAGUCGUUUAAGAUGAGCCUUAUCUUGGACCUCAACACCAUGAUCUACCCCGU
Molecule: messenger RNA, 1713 nt
Organism: Cloeon dipterum
Lineage: Eukaryota; Metazoa; Arthropoda; Insecta; Ephemeroptera; Baetidae
Product: DNA-directed RNA polymerases I, II, and III subunit RPABC3-like
Exons: 8
Coding region: 196-1584 (462 amino acids)
Biological process (GO): DNA-templated transcription
Cellular component (GO): Ndc80 complex; RNA polymerase II, core complex; RNA polymerase I complex
Source: RefSeq, a predicted model, not a curated record